ACGCUUCUACUUUGCGAACAACCCACCUUCGUGAAAGAUCAAACUGACCAGGUCAUCCUCGCCGCCAACAGACUUAAAAAUGCAGUGAGUUUCAUCCUUUUUGCUUCUUCUAUCUUUAUCCCUUUUUUGCCUGUUGCUGACCAUGUUCACAAACAGGUGAGCAUCUUCCAUUACUCCCGAGUUUUCGCAAAUACCAAUUCCAGUUGUUGGCCUCUAUCUUCCUCCAAACGUCAACAAAACAGUGCGGGCACGAUUCUUGUCAAGACGCCUGAUGAAAUAAACUCAGGUGGACUCUAG
This is a messenger RNA of Botrytis fragariae, 297 nucleotides long. RefSeq lists its product as uncharacterized. The record is from RefSeq and is a predicted model, not a curated record. The annotation marks the transcript as partial. The transcript is spliced from 4 exons. Lineage: Eukaryota; Fungi; Ascomycota; Leotiomycetes; Helotiales; Sclerotiniaceae.